This is a messenger RNA of Ustilago hordei, 2022 nucleotides long. RefSeq lists its product as uncharacterized. The transcript has a single exon. Gene Ontology annotation, molecular function: peptidase activity. The coding region runs from base 1 to 2022 and encodes 673 amino acids. Lineage: Eukaryota; Fungi; Basidiomycota; Ustilaginomycetes; Ustilaginales; Ustilaginaceae. The record is from RefSeq and is a predicted model, not a curated record. Gene Ontology annotation, biological process: protein modification by small protein removal.
AUGACGACUACGCAAGCCCUCGAGGAUGGGCAAUAUCCCGUCAAGCUGUACGUCUAUGACCUCUCGAGGGGCAUGGCGAGACAGAUGUCACUGUCGUUGACUGGUCGUCAAAUUGAUGCAAUCUGGCACACAAGUAUUGUGGCAUGGGAUAGAGAGUACUUCUUCGGUCAAGGCAUCUCGGUCGUUUAUCCAGGAACAUCUCACCAUGGAGCUCCUCUCGAGACCUUUCAUCUUGGCACCACCUCCAUGGACCGCGAGACAUUCGAAGGCGCUUUGCUUCCUGACUUGCGAGAUCGUUUCCGUCCUCAAGACUAUCAUCUGAUCAACUGGAACUGCAACCACUUUACCCAAGAGGUAGCACAGAUCCUGACUGCCAGCGACAUCCCUGCACACAUCCGUUCACUUCCGCAAGACUUCCUCAGCACUCCGUUCGGCCAGAUGUUACAGCCUCAGAUCGAUGCCAUGUUCCGACAGCCUUCGCUAGACUUCACGGCGCCAUCUGCUGCUGCAUCUAGUCCACUCGACAACAAUCUGCUCAAUCAAGUGGCCUCUCGCGCCUAUGCAGGCAAUACACCUGUCGAGGCCAAUUCGUCUGCAAAGCCAUCUUCAUCUGCAAAGCCAUCUUCGUCCGACCCCAUCCGUUACUUGACCAGCCAAGCCCAGCUUUGCGAGAUCCUUUCACUCUUCCCCUGUGUCGCCGUUCUGUACACCUCGGAAUCAUGUCCGCCAUGUCGCAUCAUCAAGCCCGCAUUCCAAGAUCUGGCGCAUCAUCAUCACGCGGAUGAGUCAACUCCUGGCAAUCACAAACGUGUAGCUUUCGUCCAGGUGGAUUCCAACGCCUCCACCUCGACCCUCUUUGCCCACUCUCAGGUGACAGCAACCCCUACCGUCAAGCUCCACACCUUUGGCAAGGAGAGCAACCAGGUUAGAGGUGCUGACCUUGGCCAGCUCAAGACUGCUGUCGAGCUGAUGCUCUCUGAGGCCUAUCCGCCGCACCCGCACGCACGUCUCUGCAAACCACUAGAGUCACUUGCUUCUCUGCCUUGGCAACCUCAUCUCUACUCGACCAUCCCAAACCUGUCUUUGUUGCUUCACAAGAUCGACACGGCCAUCUCGCAGCACUCAGCCAAGAGCUUCGCCGAGAAAGCUGAUCUGCAAGAGGCACGCAAGAUGAUUGCCAACACCUGGAUCCCAUCGCUAGAGUCGACAGGCGACAAGAAGACCAACAAGCCGCUACCAGAUGCGCUUGCUGAUGGCACGUCGACAGUUGCAAAGCUUCUUGCUGCAUCUCUCCAGAUCGACAGUCUCUUUCCUGUGCUCGACCUCUUCCGUCUUUCGGUCCUGCAGGAAUCGUAUGUGAGACGUCUCUUCCACAAUCCCACAGCGGCGGAUCGUAGAGAGAUCAACGGCAUCACUCGUCUCUUAUCGCAUGUCUCUCAAGUGGCAUACAAAGGCGAGUCGUCUGCAAGUCAAACGCCACUGUUUCUCAUAGCCGCUCGCCUGUUGACCAACUUGGCUGCCUCAACUCCCUUUGUCCAAGUCAUCGAGUCGCACGAGACUGUACGCAGUCUCGUUCUCGAACUGACCACCAGCCUUCUUCUGUGUCGAGAUGCUCGAGUACGAAGCGCAGCAGCAAGUUGCGCUUUCAACCUUGCCCUUCAUCAGCAUGCCCAACGGCCCGAUUGGAUCAACCGUGAUCCUCAAGCUCCGCCCAUGCUUGGCAGUCGCUUAGGCGAAACGUGGGAAUCUGAACUAGCCUCUGCAUUGCUUCAAGCGAUCAUCAACGAGUCAGAGUCCGAUGAAACGCUACAUCGACUCCUCGCUGCUCUCACGCUUCAUGUUCAUCUCUCGCAGUUCUGGACGGAGAGCGUUGGCCCGAUGUUACAGGUUUUGGAGGCCCAAGCGGCAUUAGACGCUAAGCAAAAUGACAAGUUGGUCAUCGGCUCGCCUAAAAACUCGGACCUCACGAAGCUGUUGAAGGAUCUCAUUGUUCUCUUGUCCUCAGAUACUGCACAGUCGUAA